UUGCAUGGUCAGGGUCUCCAGUUAUUCCUUCAGGUUUCGCCAUUGGUACUAUCUCUAUAGGGGAAGACCAACUUUGGCUUUUGAUGUUUGUCCAGAGAGCAUGAGGUUUCCCAGUCCUCUUUGGAGUUCCUGCACCCUUGUUUAUGGAAACCUGUCACUUUGAUUUGGUUGAUAGUCUAGGUGGGCUGUUCCUGUUGACUGUACUUGUUACUGCAGGUUUUUAGUCAUGCUCCUGUGUCUGGUGACAAGAUCCCAUGACAAUUGUCCCUGUUCAUAUCUAAAUGUGUUUAGGGAGUCCUAGGACAUAAGAAGUUAUAGAGGCAACAGGUUCCUCCAUACCUUGGUAAAACAUGGUUUAUCCCAUGAUUUAGUCCCUUCUCCAAGGUCAGGGGAGAAUUGAGCUGACAAAAGAGCUUUCUUCUCACUGAGGAUUUUGUUUUUGCUCCAUACAGUCAUUUUUUUUUUGUUUGUUCUUUUUAGAUAUACAUGACACCAGAGUGUAUUUUGACAUGUUAUGCAUACAUGGAUUAUAACGCAUUCUAAUUAGGAUCCCAUUCUUCUGGUUUUACACUGGUCAUGUAUAUUAAUAUGAGAACAUAGGAAAGUCAUGUCCAAUUCAUUCUGCAUCUUUACUAAUCCCAUCCUCUCUCCCUUCCCUUCAUUCCCCUUUGUCUGAGUCAGUGAACUUCUAUCUCCACCCUCCAUUGUGGGUUAGCAUCCACAUAUGAGAGAGAACAUUUAGCCUUUGGCUUUUUGGGAUUGGCUUGUUUCACUUAGCAUGAGAGUCUCCAGUUCCAUCUAUUUACUGGCAAAUGCCAUAAUUUUAUUUCUCUUUAUGGCUGUGUAAUAUUCCUGUGUGUGUGUGUGUAAUAUAAAACACAUUUUCUUUAUCCAUUCAUCUGUUAAGGGCAUCUAGGUUGGUUCCAUAGCUUUACUCAGGUGAAUUGAGCUGCUAUAAACAUUUAUGUGGCUGUGUCACUGUAGUAUGCUGAUUUUAUGUCCUUUGGGUAUAUACUGAGGAGUGGGGUAACUGGGUCAAAUGGUGGUUCCAUUCCAAGUUUUCUGAAGAAUUUCCAUACUGCUUUCCAGAGUGGUUGCACCAAGUUGCAGUCCCACCAGCAUUGUAUAAGUAUACCUUUUCCCCCACAUCCUCACAAACAUUUAUUGCUACUUGUAUUCUUGAUAAUUGACAUUCUGAAUCGAGUGAAAUGGAAUCUCUUACUGAGGAAGAUUUAACAUGAUCUGUAAGAUCUGGCAUCGUAUUCAGUUUUAGACUUUUUUUGUUGCAAAUGUUCUUGCUAGAUGGUAGGUGAAAGCCUACUUUCGUUGUUAGAUACACAAUACUGAUGAUCUUUCAUAUCUUGCCCAUGACCCAGGCCUGAUAAAUGUCAGACAGGUUCUCUUUAGGAAUUGAGUGAGACAGAAGAUUUUCCCAUAGGAUUUUAGUCCUGAGUUGUGUUAUUAGACAGUUGUGUGUGUCUAAGGCUAAUUCACAAAUGUCACACCACUCCAACCCCCAUUCAAGAUGUAGGUGGUUAAAUCCCAGUUUCCAGGCGCCAUCUUGACUUGUUUACAGACUCUAACAAUAUUCAGGCAAAAUUAUUUAUUUAUAACAGAGAAAAAUACCUAGAAAUUCAACUUUGUACUUGAAUCCAGUUUUAUAGUGUGCCUUUCAUUGUCCAAGCAUAUUCAUGUAAUCCUUCCAACAGCCAUGCUUGGUACAUAUAAUUAACCUCAGUUUGCACUGAGCACAACAGAAUGUUAUGUCAAAUACAUUUCAAAAUAUUUCACAGGCUCUUAAAUGACUACACUUGAGCCCUCACACCCUUCCAGCUCUAGAAUAUAUAUAUACACUGACAUACAGAUAUGCAAAGAAAUAAAAUAAGAACCAAACUCAGGGGUCUAAACUACAUGGUUCCUGUUUCAUAGUUUACAUUUCUUCAAAAAAGUUGUUGUAACUUUAAGUGUGGAAAUGACCCAUUCACUAUUUUUAUGGUGCAGGUGACACUCUGGAGACCGUAUUCUUUUCACGCAUCUUAGAAUCCAUCUCAGUUAAUGGGUUAAGCAUGACUCAGGAACUGUGCAGAACAUUCAAGAAAAUGGUGAUGGCUGAUCUUGACCACUCUGUUUUGUGAAAUGAUGGCUCAUGUGCCUGAACCUUAUCUGGGUCCUCUGUUGAAGGUGCUCUGUUGAAGUCUGAUCUAAUCUGCUGCUUUCCUGUUUAGUAUAGCCUUGUUUCUGACUUUUUGAUAUGCAUACUAUUUUUUCAUCAUUUUCCUCAAAGUGGCACUUUGAAGUUUCUUUCAAAGUUGAACUAUAACUGGAUAUUUACCCUAAACGAAAUUGCAAAUUGGUUUGUCAUUAUGUCUUUAGAUUCCAAAUGGCCAGUCAUUGAUGGCUGAUUGGACUAUGUCUUAAAAAUGUGUCUUUGAAACUAUAAUCCUACUUGAGAUUUUUACGAAAGUAUAAAAAUAUUAAGCUCAGGACAGGAAAUGUAACCUGAAUAGAAGUCCUGAGACUGUGCCCAGUACCCCCUUUUGUUUGUACCAGAGGGACAAGUUUUCACAUUACUGCUUCAAGGAACCCUGGAUAUCGAACAUUGCUCAAGCCUAGAGGAUACGUUUGAGAGCAUGUUUAGUUAGUAUCACUUUCUACAGAAAAUAUUUUGGCUCCCAUUAUUGACUUCAGAAAGUAAAAGCAUUAAGAUGAAAACUUUUGAGUUAGUGAUCUUGUUUUUAAAUGCCUUAGUAUUCCUGCAUUUGUUUUGCUUGCCAUGUGGUUUUGCUCUAAUUUAUACACCUGUGUACACGAUUAAUUCACCAUGGAACUCUCUUGGCUUUAUUAACUCCUCUUUUCAAUCUUUUCCUUAGAGAAUGUCAAGGCUCUGGUUAAUAAUGUGACCAAUGGGACUAGGAGUAAAUGCAGCCUGAAAAAGUAUUGAACAGGUCAAGGAUCUGAAGCUUUAAGACAAAAAACAAAACAAAACAACAACAACAAAAAAACAAUUAAUAAGAAACGCACACAAAGCCAAAAUACAGUCAUGCAGUAGGCCCAUUGAAACAGAGUUCAGAAUUUGCUAAAGCACUGGCACCACAUCCUAAAAGCUGAAAGAGUUUUUGUGGUUGAUUAUGUGUGACAUAAGAGAUGGAUGUGCUUGAGAGAAGUAGGAUCUCUUUGAGGAAAAAUAAUUCAACUAAGGAACCAAAGAUUUUUUUUUUUUUUACAUUGAACCCAGGGGCACUUUAUUCUUGAGCUACAUAUAUUCCCAACCCUUUUUAUUGUAGGUUUUUGAGACACGGUCUUGGCUAAGUUGCUUAGGGCCUCUUGCUGAGGCUGCUCUUGAACUUGAGAUCCUCCUGCCUCAGCCUUCCAAGUUGCUGGGAUUAUAGGUAUGUACCACCAAGCCUGGCCUGGAAAAUGUUUUAUAUAUAAUAAAUGUGUGGCUUGCCAUAUCUGUAGGGCAAAAAUUUGGUUGAUCAUGUUUUGAAGGCAGGAGAAAGGAGAGUAGUAAAACAUACCGUGUAGCUUGUUUUAAGGCUGCACAUGUAAAAACAUUUUAGAAGUCAUACAGUUUAAACAAAGUGGUUAGUUUAGGAAAUACCUUUUCCCAUUCUUUGACAUUCCCCACAUGCCUAUUCCCCAGCCUGCUGUUAUGAAUUUAGAUUGGCUCUUUAAAGAACUAGAGUGAAAUUUAAUUAUCUAGGGAAAGCCCACUUUGUCAGAAGUGUAAUAUUCCUGGAGCAGGUUCUUGCUGGCCAUCACAUCUCAGGAUUGACUGAAAAGUCCUUCCUGAAUCGAAAAGUGAUACUUUUAUGCUUAAAAUCUUGAUUUUUAAAAAAGGCUUAUGCUCUGUAAACUUUAGUCUAAGGUUAUUAAUGGGUACUAAUUACAGUUAGUAGGAAGUUCUGAUAUUCUAUUGCACAAGUAAUGUGUGUGUGUGUGUGUGUGUGUGUUUUAGGCUAGAGGAUAAGUAUUCUGAAUGUUUUACCAUAAAGAUAUGCAGAUGUUUGAAGAGAUAAAAAAGUUUUCCCUGGCUUGAACAUUGUACAGUGUAUAUAUGUAUUAAAAUAUCACAUGGUAUCCCAUAAACAUUUAUGUGCAUCAGUUAAAAAUUUUUAAUAAUAUACUCUGUAAAUUUCAGACUAACUUUAUAUUUCUAAAUUUAAUAUUGUAAUAUAACUCUUGGAUAAGUGAUUAGCAGAAACUUUGUUAACAUGUCCAUUUUCCUUUUCAAUUAAAUUGUCUCCAUGUUGGUUUUUUGAUAUAGCUUGAAUACAGUUCCUGACAUUGCUCUACCCUCUUCAGUUUAUAUCAUAUCCUGAAACUACAUUCUACUUGUACAAGUGGCUUUCGUCUGUAGUCAAGUGAACUGUGUCCAUUUAGAUAGGAGUGCCAUUCAGCCUGCUACCUGGUGUGUACUUUGCCUUUUCCAGCAGGCAGCUGGUGGCUCCAUGUUACCUUUUUCCAGGUCUCCAGAGGGUCAUGUUGCAAAAUAGCAGACUCUUAACAGAAAUAUCCCCUCACUGAAGAUAAUAUUCCAGGUGUUUCCCAGGCUGUGAAUGGGUACUUCAGGUGUUGCAGUUCCAAGUACUAGAGAGCCAGGGUGCAUUUACACCUGCCGAAUGGUACUAGUCCAGUGCUGUGUUCUAGCCUGAAUUUUCUUCUUCUGUAGAGUCCUUCACAGUCUAGAUGAUUAACGGUUGGAUUUUGCCAGUAUACACUAUGAAGCAUUGUCAUCAGAAAAUAAAUUCAGGGAGUUGGGGUUGUAGCUUCAUGGUAGAGCGCAAGGUCCAGUGUUCCAUCCCCAGAACUACACAAAAUAAACAAAAUCAUGUUUUGUUCUUUGUUUCAAUAAGUAGAUUUAAAGGCAUUUCUGUGUUGGUCUCUUCCUGUGUAUGGAUUUUUAUGUGGUUAGUAGUGCAGUAGAAUAUAGUAAGUGCAUGUGUGUGUGCGCAUUCAAAAGAAACUUCCCACAUAUUUGAAAAGAUUGAGAUACCUAGUGUGAGAUAGGGGAACUUUAUCUAGGCCUUUCAGAAUUGCUCUGUUUCUGUGAAGCCCAAACUAUAAGCCAUUCUUCUUUAGUUGGGUCCUGAAAUUGUUUGUUCUUCCUUGAGUUGGGUGUGGAAAAACCUCUUUAAAGAUCACAUCUUCCUGAGGGGGGUGGGUCUAGCCCUCCCAGGUGCCUAUCUUGCAAAAAGUACAACAUGAAGCCAGGUCUGUAACAGAUCAGCUCAUGGAUAUACCAGGAAUUUCAUAAAAUUUGAAAGUAAAUCCAAGAUAACUUGUGCUACUUUUGUGUGUGUGUGUGUGUGUGUGUGUGUGUGAGUGUGUGUGUGAAAGCCAGCAGGAGUAGAGAAGGCCACUCCUGUUUUGGCCAAGAUGUUGGAAUCUUUAUGGGGGGCAAAUGGGCUGAGGCUAGCUUCUGCAGAAUCUUUGCACUGGCUGGGGAGCUCUGACACCGUGGAGGUGUUUGUAAGACUUACUGAAGGCAUCAGAAUAAUUCUGUAGCCUUAACUCUGGGCUGAUGUAGCUUGAUUUGAACCCAUCCCAGCCAGAAGAGAAGAACUCUCAUGUUAUAUUAUUAGCAUAUGAUUUGCCAAAGUUCAUGUUUUAGAUAUAAUACUUGAAAAACAAAAACAAAUACUGAUUAUUUUGAAUUGUUUCUAAGUAAUAUUGUUUUUACUUGUUACAAAAAUUGGCUUACCUGUAUGUAAUUGCACUCAUAAUGAAUCCCCGAAGGAAACAUGAGUUGCGUAAAUCAUGAUUUCAUAAUAAAUAAGUUAUUUUUAGAUUUUUUUCCUUUUGUUCCCCUUCUGCCAGUGACCUGAAACUCUGUUCCAACUUAUGAAAACAAAGUAAAAACUAGAUGAAUUUAAAUAUAAGGGAAAUAAGAUGUAAAUGCAUUACUUUUUAAAAAUCAUUUGAUUUUGAUGAGAUCUAGCAAUGUAAAUACAAUAAGCUGUUUCCAUGUCACAUGUAUAUCAUCAAGUUGUUAUAGUGUACUUUUGAAGUAACUGGAAUUUUUCCCCAGGGGAAAAGAAAAGGGUGUGUAAAGGGCCUGUGGUGGAAAGGAAAGAAGCCAGGCCCACCACGGUCCCAGAAGUCAUGUUGAGGUUUUGUCUUUACUAUAGGAACAAUGGGAAAUCAGUGUAGAGUACUAAAUAGAAAUGUUGCAUGGGGUGGGGGAGACUUCAUAUUUAAAAAAAUUCACUUGGCCACAUCAUGAAGAAUAGAUUAGGUAGGAAGCCUUCCAAAGCUAUUUAAGUAGGCAGGGCAAAGCAUGAAGUUAACUUGGGCUGGUGGUGGAGAUAAUCAGAAGUUGCCUGCAGUGAAAAAGUAGGGAGGUAAGAUCAACCAGGUCUCUGCUGAAUGUUGAGCAGGAUGUCAAAGAUAAUGUCUAGCCAGGAUUCUGGAUUAGGGGUCAGAGCCAUCACUGAGCUACGCAAUACUGGAUGGAGAUCAGGUGGCAGGGAUCAUGAGCCUGCGUUUGUUUUUUGAGGCAUUCUGAGUGAAGGUGAAACUUGUUCUGGUGCUUAGAGGGAAUUCUGGGCACAUGACUUAGUUUAAGAAUUUGUUUCUGUGGCAAUGGUACCUGAAAGCAGAAACAAAGGUUCAAAGACUGCUGCGGAUGGAGCUCAAAGGACCACCAACCUUCAAGGGCCAAGGAAAAGAAUAUGAGCUAUAAAGGAGCCUGAGUGCAAAUGGGGAUUGUCAUGGCCAGGACUCUGGGUGAUGGGGUUUGCAGGAAGUGACCAAAAGCCAAACCUGAAGAAAAAUGGAGAUGUGCACUGGAUCUUGCAAUGGGAAGGUCUUUGAGGACCACACCUGAAACCCGAUCAAUGGAGUGACAGGGCCAGAAGUGUCAGCGGAAUGGACGAGGACUGUGGAACCCUUGAAGUGGAGAAAAGGCAACUCCCAAGAAAUGAGUUUUUCAGGAUCAGGCUGAGUGCCUGAGUGCACGUCUUCUUUUCUUGAACACAGACUGGAGCAGUACUGAAAGUCUGUGGGAUAGCAGGGGAAAGCUCCAGUAAGGAUCAGGAGAUACCAGGAGAGACCAUAGCACAGAUGCAGAAAGAGAAAGGAUAGAUGGUUUCCUAAAGAUGACAGUAAUGAAACCUGCUCAGUGUUUUUCCUCUAAAAACAUUUUUUUGGCAUUAACUGUGAACUUUAUGUGUUUUCCUUAUUUGAUCUUUACCAAACCUUAUGAGAAGAAACUAUUUUUCUCUCUGUAGAUGAAGACGCGUAACCCUGGAGAAUCUAGGGAAUAUGCCUAGGAGGAAGGCUAUCUUGGAGAGAGGAAAGCCAGAGACUUGAACUCUGAACUGGGUUCCUUUGCUGGCUGCCUCCCAGAGCUGCUGAAUUAUAUGUAGCCUUGUACCCAGAAGCCUGAGAAUAACUAUCAAAUGUUUUUUUUUAAGUUAAGUAAAAUUUAAUAUGAACUAAAUGCUUUAGGGGAUGGUCGCAUUUAUUUUAAUAAUUAGUUCUUUUUCAGGUAAUAUUAACUAGUGUAGGGAGAAUGAAGAUUACACACUCUAAAGUAGCAGUAUCUGUGUAUUGAUUUACUCAAUUGAGCUUUCUACUAAAUUACAGGAGUUAAUUUAUACUUGGUUACACUCUUGGUAUUCUAAAAUGAUGGCCAUGCAUUUAUUAUAAAAUAGCCCUAGUUACUCUUUUUUAGAGUUCAUGCCUUAUGCCACUCCUUGCACCAAGCACUUGCCUGAAUAACUCCAUUUGAUCUCCCUUGUGGCCUCAGGAGGUUUGUGUGUUAUCAUGGGACUACCUGUUACAGUUGAGGAAGCUGGGAAAUGCAGAGGCCAGUGUGCCCGAGCGUGUGCGGAAAGCGGGCGUGCACCGAGAACAAUGAAUGCUGCCACCAGGAAUGCCUGGGCAGCUGCCACGCACCAGACAAUGACACAGCCUGCGUGGCCUGCCGGCACUACUUCUAUGAGGGCGUGUGUGUGCCUGCCUGCCCGCCUGACACCUACAGGUUCGAGGGAUGGCGCUGCGUGAAGCGCGACUUCUGUGCCAACAUCCUCAGCGCUGAGAGCAGUGACUCUGAGGGCUUCGUCAUCCACGACGGCGAGUGCAUGCAGGAGUGCCCCUCAGGCUUCAUCCGCAACGGCACCCAGAGCAUGUACUGCAUCCCUUGCGAAGGUCCUUGCCCCAAAGUCUGUGAAGAAGAGAAGAAAACAAAGACUAUUGAUUCUGUUACUUCUGCUCAGAUGCUCCAAGGAUGUACCAUCUUCAAGGGCAAUUUGCUCAUUAAUAUCCGACGAGGCAAUAACAUUGCCUCAGAACUGGAGAACUUCAUGGGGCUCAUCGAGGUGGUGACCGGCUAUGUGAAGAUCCGCCAUUCCCAUGCCUUGGUCUCCUUGUCCUUCCUUAAGAACCUUCGCCAGAUCUUAGGGGAGGAGCAACUGGAAGGGAACUAUUCCUUCUAUGUCUUGGAUAACCAGAACUUGCAGCAGCUGUGGGACUGGGACCACCGCAACCUGACCAUCAAAUCUGGGAAAAUGUACUUUGCUUUCAAUCCCAAACUGUGUGUUUCUGAAAUUUACCGCAUGGAGGAAGUAACAGGGACAAAAGGGCGCCAAAGCAAAGGAGACAUAAACACCAGAAACAAUGGAGAAAGAGCCUCCUGUGAAAGUGAUGUCCUACAUUUCACAUCCACCACCACGUGGAAGAACCGCAUUAUCAUAACCUGGCACCGGUACCGGCCCCCGGACUACAGGGAUCUCAUCAGCUUCACUGUUUACUACAAGGAGGCACCCUUUAAAAAUGUCACAGAAUAUGAUGGGCAGGAUGCCUGUGGCUCCAAUAGCUGGAACAUGGUGGACGUGGACCUCCCUCCCAACAAAGAUGUGGAACCUGGCAUUUUACUGCAUGGGCUGAAGCCCUGGACUCAAUACGCAGUCUAUGUCAAGGCCGUGACCCUCACCAUGGUGGAGAAUGACCACAUUCGUGGGGCCAAGAGUGAAAUCUUGUACAUUCGUACCAAUGCUUCAGUUCCUUCCAUUCCCCUGGAUGUCCUUUCAGCAUCGAACUCCUCUUCUCAGCUGAUUGUGAAAUGGAACCCCCCAUCUCUACCCAACGGUAACCUGAGUUACUACAUUGUGAGAUGGCAGCGGCAGCCUCAGGACGGCUACCUGUACCGGCAUAAUUACUGUUCCAAAGACAAAAUCCCCAUCAGGAAGUAUGCUGACGGCACCAUUGAUGUCGAAGAGGUAACAGAGAAUCCCAAGACUGAAGUGUGUGGUGGUGAGAAAGGGCCUUGCUGUGCUUGCCCUAAAACUGAAGCUGAGAAGCAAGCUGAGAAGGAGGAGGCUGAAUACCGCAAAGUCUUUGAGAAUUUCCUGCAUAACUCCAUCUUUGUGCCCAGACCUGAAAGGAAGCGGAGAGAUGUCAUGCAAGUGGCCAACACCACCAUGUCCAGCCGAAGCAGGAACACCACAGUGAUGGACUCCUACAAUAUGACAGAUCCAGAAGAACUUGAGACAGAGUACCCUUUCUUUGAGAGCAGAGUGGAUAACAAGGAGAGAACUGUCAUCUCUAACCUCCGGCCUUUUACUUUGUACCGCAUUGAUAUUCACAGCUGUAAUCAUGAGGCUGAGAAGCUGGGCUGUAGUGCCUCUAACUUUGUCUUUGCCAGAACCAUGCCUGCAGAAGGAGCAGAUGACAUUCCUGGCCCAGUUACCUGGGAGGCAAGGCCUGAGAACUCCAUCUUUUUAAAGUGGGCAGAACCUGAGAACCCCAAUGGAUUGAUUCUAAUGUAUGAAAUAAAAUACGGAUCACAAAUUGAGGAUCAGCGAGAAUGUGUGUCCAGACAGGAUUAUAGAAAAUAUGGAGGGGCCAAGCUCAACCGGCUAAACCCAGGGAACUAUACCGCGCGGAUUCAGGCUACCUCUCUCUCUGGGAAUGGGUCAUGGACAGAUCCUGUGUUCUUCUAUGUCCCAGCCAAAACAACGUAUGAGAAUUUCAUCCAUCUGAUCAUCGCUCUGCCGGUCGCCAUCCUGUUGAUCGUGGGAGGGCUGGUGAUAAUGCUGUAUGUCUUCCAUAGAAAGAGGAAUAACAGCAGGCUGGGGAAUGGAGUGCUGUAUGCCUCUGUAAACCCAGAGUACUUCAGCGCAGCCGAUGUGUACAUUCCUGACGAGUGGGAGGUCGCUCGAGAGAAAAUCACCAUGAGCCGGGAGCUGGGGCAGGGGUCCUUCGGGAUGGUCUAUGAAGGAGUUGCCAAGGGUGUGGUUAAAGAUGAACCUGAAACCAGGGUGGCUAUCAAGACAGUGAACGAGGCUGCCAGCAUGCGUGAAAGGAUUGAGUUUCUGAACGAGGCUUCAGUGAUGAAGGAGUUCAAUUGUCACCAUGUGGUGCGGUUGCUGGGCGUGGUGUCCCAGGGCCAGCCAACGCUGGUCAUCAUGGAACUGAUGACACGGGGGGAUCUCAAAAGUUAUCUCAGAUCUCUGAGGCCAGAAAUAGAGAAUAACCCAGUCCUUGCACCUCCAAGCCUAAGCAAGAUGAUCCAGAUGGCUGGAGAGAUUGCAGAUGGUAUGGCAUAUCUCAAUGCUAACAAGUUUGUCCACAGAGACCUUGCUGCCCGAAAUUGCAUGGUGGCCGAAGAUUUCACAGUCAAAAUUGGAGAUUUUGGUAUGACAAGAGAUAUCUAUGAGACAGACUAUUACCGGAAAGGAGGGAAAGGGUUGCUGCCUGUGCGCUGGAUGUCUCCUGAGUCCCUCAAGGAUGGAGUCUUCACCACUCAUUCAGACGUCUGGUCCUUCGGGGUUGUCCUCUGGGAGAUCGCCACACUGGCCGAGCAGCCGUACCAGGGCUUGUCCAACGAGCAAGUCCUUCGCUUCGUCAUGGAAGGUGGCCUUCUAGACAAGCCGGACAACUGCCCCGACAUGCUGUUUGAGUUGAUGCGCAUGUGCUGGCAGUACAACCCCAAGAUGAGACCUUCCUUUCUGGAAAUCAUCAGCAGCAUCAAAGACGAGAUGGAACCUGGUUUUCGGGAGGUCUCCUUCUACUACAGUGAGGAGAACAAGCCACCUGAACCUGAGGAGCUGGACCUGGAGCCUGAAAACAUGGAGAGUGUCCCCCUGGACCCCUCGGCCUCAUCGUCAUCCCUGCCGCUGCCCGACAGACACUCAGGACACAAGGCUGAGAAUGGCCCAGGCCCUGGGGUGCUGGUUCUCCGAGCCAGCUUCGAUGAGAGACGGCCUUACGCGCACAUGAAUGGAGGACGCACAGAUGAGAGAGCCUUGCCGCUGCCCCAGUCUUCAACCUGCUGAUUCUUGGAUCCUGAAUCCCGUGCAAACAGUAACGUGUGUGCACACUCAGCGGUGGGUGGGGGGAGAGAACGUUUUAACAAUCUAUUCACAAGCCUCCUGUACCUCAGUGGAUCUUCAGAACUGCAUUGCUGCCCACAGGAGACGGCUUCUCUGCAGUAAAACACAUUUGGGAUAUUCCUUUUUUCAAUAUGCAAGCAGCUUUUUAUUUCCCUACCCAAACCCUUAACUGACCGGCCUCUAAGAACCUUAAUGACAAUACUUAAUAGCAACAGAACACUUGAGAAUUGAGUCUCCUCAUAUAUUCUCUCUCUCUCUCUCUCUCCCUCUCUCUCUCUCGCUCUUGCUCUCGCUCUCCCUCUUUCUUCUUUCUUUCCUUUUUCCUUUUCUGCUUCAUAAUGGAAAAAUAUUUGCCACAAACCCAGCCGGGAAGCCCUUUUUAUCAGAUGGAGGAAGUGGCUCUUCCUGGGAUUCCACGUCACCCUGUGUAUACCUGCCUGACACCACAGGUCUUUAUAAAACACACACAUACACACAUUGAGACGGAGUUUUUUAACUGUGUCUUUAACCUUUCUAGUGUCAUCUAAAAUUCAAAAAGGGCCAUUGUUCAUCCAUGGUUGUUACCAUUGUAAUGCUGCCAAAUUUUGCCAAAAUCCUGAACUUUCUCCCUUAUCAUCCACACCCCCCCCUGCCCCCACACACAUUGAUUUUCUUCUGUCCAGAGGAAUGGGGUGAGCAUGGUAUCAUUUAUGAGAAAUAUUGGUGAUGUACUCCAUCUGACUGUUCCCCAGGUGCUUUCCAAGCCCACAUCCACCCCAGUCUCGUUGCUUUUGAUGACUAGGUUAUUAUUUGGGGGAACUGGACAAAAUGGGACCUUCCAUCAGUGAAGAUGGGGAAAGGCUGAACCAGGUUCCCCACCCCACUCCCUACCUCCACCCCUUUCCCUCUGAGAAUUCUGGAGGAAACAGACCCUGAGUUAAACCUAAAAGCCAGACUAAUGGGUCCAUGUGGACAUCAUGCCAGUUUCCUCCCCCAGCCCCAGCACCCGCUCCUGACCCGCCAAGGAACACAGAUGAGUUUCCAGGGACCCAGCCCAGCCAUUUGUGCAGGUGUGCAAGGAAAGGGGUUCAGACACCACAGCAGUGAGAAGAAGUGCAGGCAAUGGAGUCAAGCAUUCUAAGCUUUGUUGACAUUUUCUCUGUUACUAGGACUUCUUCAUGGGUCUUACAGUUCUAUGUUAGACCGUGAAACAUUUGCAUACACAUUGUCUUUAAUGUCACUUUUAUAACUUUUUUACGGUUCAGAUAUUCAUCUAUACGUCUGUACAGAAAAAAAAAAGCUGCUAUUUUUUUUGUUCUUUAUCUUUGUGGAUUUAAUCUAUGAAAACUUUCAGGUCUACCCUUCUUCCCUUUCUGCUCACUCCAAGAAACUUCUUAUGCUUUGUACUAGAGUGUGUGAUUUUUCUUCCUUUUCUCCCAAUAAUUGAUACUUCUAGAACAUAAUUUGCCAUGAACUGUUUGAUGCCUUUUUAUAAAUUCAUCUCCCCUUUCCCUGAUCCCCCAGGCCCAUUCAUUGUAGGUUUUGUGGGCACGAGGCUGGUGCAGGAAGGAGGCAGAUCAGAAGCUCGGGCCAAGGUCCCAGUGGGUCUUGCUUCCUCCUUCCCCUGCCUCCCUUCUCGUGGCAUUGGAGUCUGUUACAGCGCAGGACACGAUGCAAACUCAGGUUAGACAAAAAAAAAAAAAGGUUGAAUAUCUCACACAUCCUUGUUCAGUGUUUAUAGUCCCCAUCGUUGAAAGUCUCACCUUUCCCUUGCCUUUGUUUUGGUUGUGACACACAUAUAUAUAUAUUUUUUUAACUAUUGGGUACAACAGCAGUUUUAACUGCAGACACUAGGCAUUUGGAUUACUAUUUUUUUUUAAAUGGAUAUUUAAUCCUUCCAUCCCACAGAAAACAGCUGCUGAGUCCCAGGGUGCAGCAGAGUGUGGCCCAACAGGCUCCCCUCUACUACCCUCCACCACCACCCUCACCAUACCGACCUACCUGUCUCUAGAAACAGAGCAUCCUAAGGGACUUCUCCCACACUAACAGGGAACAGGACCCCGGCAUCCCAGCUGGCCCAGGGACAGCAUCCUCAGGGGUGUGUACAAGCAUAUCGCCAGGUCUGCUGGCCUGAGUGCCAGGUCAGGGCAGUGCCAGCGCUGUGGCAGUCCCAGCCCUUUGCUCUUUCCCAGGGGACCAGAACCCUGGCGCUGGUGUGCUGUUCCUUGGCCAGGAAUCCCAGUCCUUCAGGCCCGAGGGGUCUUGUUCUGUUUAGUUUUUUAGCACUUCUCACCAGAGUGAUGACAGCACAAGAGUUGCUUCUGGGAUGGAAAUGUUUAAAUUAUGAGUAAGAACAAAACUCGAAGAUGAUGAUUGCUAGUUGUGACUGGAGAUUAAACACAAAAAAAGAAAGUCUGUAGUGCAUUUUUGCUUGUCAGUAGUUUCAAUCUCACAACUUUUUCACUAGCCUCUGUCCCACAGUGUUUUUCCUUAAAAAAAAAAAAAAAAAGAAAGAAAAAAAGAAAAAAGAUAAUCAAGAAGGUAUUAUAUGUAGGAGUUUUCUUUUAACUUAUUUUGUAAUACCAGUUUUAAUCACUGUAGAAAAGCCCCCAUUAUGAAUUUAAAUACUGAGGAAAGGAUGUGUGUGUGUGUGUGUGUGUGUGUGUGUGUAAGAUGGGACAGUUUUUUGAUUUUGGGGUUUUUUUUUGUUGUUUUUCAAACAUUUAUCUACCUCACUCUUAUUUUUUUUAUAUGUGUAUAUAGAAAAAAAAAAACAAUACAUCUCACAUUUCUCAGCACCUGACAAUAGGCCGUUGAUACUGGUAACCUCAUCCAUGCCACAGGCCACACACCCAGGUGAUGCAGGGAGAGAGGCCAGGCUGUUUUCCGGGGUCAAAACAACACUAACUCACCUCUCCACUCAUUUCAAAUGGCUUGCCUUUUUCUGAGAUGUCUCAUCUCAUGUUGCUUUUCCUUUUUUCCUAACCUGGUUCCUCAGAGGCUGGGAGGUAUUAGGAUUGUCCUGCUCUCAGCCCAGCAGCCCCUACAACCCUGAGGAGAUAACAAGAGCACACCAUGGGAGGCCACCUGGCCAUCCCUGUCAGAUGACUUUGGAACAAAACUAUGCAUGUUGAAUGACCAAUACAUUUCAUCACUGAGAAAGCAGGUGUUCUCCAUUCGCUGAGAACAGGAAGGUGCCCCCCCACACCACACAGUUGAUUCUGUGAGAAUCCCACGUGUGCACGUGUGGGGUGUUGGUUGGUUCCCCUCACCUGCUCCAGUGAGGCCUGCAAUGAGGCAGGGAUGUGCUACCACCACUGCUGCUGCUUCUGCUGCUGGGUUUGUUCCAUUCAAAGGUGCAGCCACAUCAACAAUUUGAGAGCUUGGCCUUCUGAUCCAGAAUGCAGAGGUUCCUGACAUUACCACCCAUCUGAUACAGAAAGGGUGGUAGGGGCAAAACCCCUUCCCCUCUGCAAACUGCUCUCAACUUUACCCUCAUCUCCUCUUCCCCCAGGGGUAAACAGACAUACCAAAUCUUGGGGCUGAGAAAGCCAGUGGUAGGCCCAGCCUCUGUGGCAUUCCCAUCUGGUCAGGGAUGUACCUCCGUCCAUCCCGUCAUCCUGCUGCUCACGGGCGGAUGGUGCACUCUCCACAUCCAGCGGCUGCUCAUAGGCACUGGGGACUUCAGCUGGGAAACACGUUGUGGGUAGUUUUGUCCAAGAGGGGGCAGCUCCUUAGCAGUUCCAGUAUGUACAGUUAAGCUCAGGGGCCUUCUCCUUCCUGCUAGAACACUACCCUUGUCUCCCAAGUUCCUGGGGACCUUAAGGUCAUUGAUAAAUACUGUUUGAUCAGGGUUUUAUUCUUCCACGCUGUAGGUGACCCCUUGGAAUAGUGGCCUCUCCUCUCUUUUGCACAUACUUACCGGUUUCCGCAACUGGAUUUCUACAGAUCAUUCAGCUGGUUGUAAGGGUUUUGUUUAAACUGUCCAAGUUGUUGGUGUCAUUUGUUUUUGUAUUAUGUAGGAGGUUUUUCUUUAAGUAGAGAGAAAACACUACAGUGUAGUGCCCAUCAUAACAAAUGCUUCAGAAACACUUCAAUAAAAGAAAAUUUUGUUUGUGUGAUGGUACAGUCAUUUUACUGGACCAACCCACCCACCUUGACUAUACCAAGGCAUCAUAUAUCCACAGUUCUAGCCUAAUUUUAUGCUGAUUUUCCCACCUCUUCUCGAUUUUUCUCUUUUGUGUGCUCCAAAUAAUCUUAUCAAGCUGAGUUGUGGCAUUUUCCAUGCAACCUCCUUCUGACAGCAGGUCACACUGCUUAAAGUAACGUGAACCACUGAGGCACAUCACUGCGUUGAUGUGAGCAUUAAGACAUUCUCACAUACAGCCCUUCCCUGAGGCAACAAAAGUUGGCAUAUUCUAGAGACAUUGCGAACUUGAGCUGUGUGAGACCCAGACUAUGCCAGUUCUCCUUAUGGGAUGUCAUGAUGUUUGACACACAGUUGGAAAGCGCUUCCUUCUUGGAAGAUAGAAGACUGUGUUCGUGGCCAUCACCGGCCUCUCCUUCCAUCCUGUUGCUUGUGACUCGGGACGACAUUUCAAUGGUUGGAAAAGCGGCUUCAUAAAAUAGAAAAGUGGUUAUUGGGAAACCACCAAAUGGCAAAAUGCUUGAUAUGUGGCACUGUGCUUUGGUUGGGAUAACAGAUCAAUGAGCCAUGUAUGAUGCCAAAUUGUAGGCCAGUCUGAUCCACCAAAGCCUCUUUCUUAGCAGUCCACCUCUGUGACUGGUGGCCAUGGUGGCCAAGUUACACUGACUCAGGUGAGUGAGAAGGCUAAGAUGCUCAUCCCCAGUGCUCAGCUCUCACUUCUGGAUCUGCUUAGGGCGACCAGACAGUGUUGAAGGCAACUCCUUUCCAAAAUGUAGGCACCUUCCAGUUGACAGUAACACUCCAUGGUAUGCCUUGGCCCAUUCCAGCAGUCCCAGUAACGCACUUAAGGUUUGGGGUUUGUGCUUUCGUUAAUGUUACUUUUGUGUUUGUCAGCUGUCUUUUCAUUUCCUGGGCUAAGCAGCAUUGGGAGACUUGGACCAGAGAUCCACUCCUUAAGAACCAGUGAUGAAAGUCAAACUUUCUUACUCCACUCUGAACUAGUCGGUGGUACAAAUGAGAACUUCAAGAGAGGAUGUUGUUUAGAUUGAACCUCUGUUGCCAGAGAUGCUGAAGAUACAGACCUUGAAUAGGCCAGAUGUUUUCCUUUCUGGCCUCCAACUUGGAUGACUAGUUGGUCAUUUAGAGAAAUGAACGCUCAUCAAUGGUGGAAUGACCAGGCAUUAGAAAACCACUGUUAACAGGGAUCAUGACAUGAAGAGAAGAAUUGUGGGCAGAAGGGUACAGGGCUUUGGAAGAAGCAUGGGCAGUGUUUUGAACUUGAUGCCUUUUGAAGGUAUCAGACCACAUCCAGGCUCAACAGUCAUCCAUGGGCAUUUGGUUUCAACAAAUAAACCUAACAUCCUGCUCUGGAAACCUACAGAGUUAAAUCACAUUGUUCAAGAAUGCGAACUAUAUCACACUCACCAGUUGAGUUGUCAGUUCUGGGGCGUGACUUUAGAGUUUUAUUUUGUUUCUGCAAGAACAUAAUAAUCACUCAUUUGUAUGUCCACAUUUGUGUGUCCGCAUCUUUCCAGUAAACAUUUUUUAAAUUAGUCACUCAUUAGUGUUUCCAAUAGGGCUCUUAAGUCCAGUAGAUUACGGGUAGUCAGUUGACGAAGAUCUGGUUUACAAGAACUAAUUAAAUGUUUCAUUGCAUUUUUGUAAGAACAUAGAAUAAUUUUAUAAAAUGUUUGUAGUUUAUAAUUGCUAAAAAUAAUUUAAAGACACUUUUUUUUCUCUCUGUGUGCAAAUGUGUGUUUGUGAUCCAUUUUUUAGGACACCUCUUUACUAGCUAGCUUUACAAUAUGCCAAAAAAAUUAAAAAGAAAAAAAUAAAGAAAGAAAAAGAAAAAAAAAGAUUUUCCUGGACCCAGGCCAUGGCUCACCCUCUUUUCCCCCCAUGCUUUGUGCCCUAUAUAACAAAGGAAUGAUGAUGAUUUCAAAAGUAGUUCUGUAUCUUCAGUAUCUUGGUCUUCUAGAACCCUCUGGUUGGGUAGGGGAUCUUUUACUGGUCAUUUAUUUCCCUUUGGAGUGUAGUGACCUUAACAGAUGGAAAGAAAAGAACCUCAUUGGCCAUGGAAAUAGCAGAGGUGUUGCCACCCCUUUGGGCAGGACACUGCGGCAUCUGGCUGUCUGGCAUGGUUGUUGCCUUGUUCCGCAAUGCCAUACAGAUAGAAGGACUUCAGGGCACUGCAGAUGGUUUUCACAGUGAUCACACAAAAGAUUCUGGGGCACACAGGCCAUUUGCUUCUGUGCCUCACAUUAUGAUGAAUGCUUUGUUCUAACAAGGAAGAGACUUUAUUUAUUUUUAUUUAAGGCAGAGCACCGAAGAUACAUUUUUCCCAUACAGAACAAAUUCUUUUUAAUAAAAAGUAUAGCACACGCCAAUAUUUUUUUAAGUUUGACUCCAUGUCCUCUAGUUCCCAAUUAUAAUUGGCCAUGUCGACACAACUCCACAAAAUCCCCAUUGUUGGAAACAUCUGGAAUUUUUGCACUCCAUAGGAGAAAGGUCCAGAAACCAUUUGAUUUUUGUUUUCAGCUUCUGAUUUGGAUGUUUGGUGUUGUGCAGACACAUCCACAGGUGAACAGAUGCCUGGCAAAAACACCUGUCUGCUUUCUAAGCCAGUGAGGUUGAGGUGAGAGGUUUGCCAGAGUUUGUCUACCUCUGGAAUUAAAAAAUCAAACAAACAAAAAACCAGAAGGCGCGAUGGAAUGGAUACAUCGCAAAUAAUGCAUUUUCUGAGUUUUCUUGUUUAAAAAAGUUUUCUAAAAAAGUUUUAAAAAAAGGUAAUAACAUGGCCAAUUUGUUACAUAAAAUGACUUUCUGUGUAUAAAUUAUUCCUAAGAAAUCCUCUGUUUAUAUAAAAAAAUCAGUAGAUGAAAAAAAUUUCAAAAUGUUUUUGUAUAUUCUGUUGUAAGAAUUUAUUCCUGUUAUCUAUAUACUCUGGAUUCUUUACAUUAUGGGGGAAAAAAGAAACUUUGUCUAUUUUGAAUGGCUGAAGCUAAGGCAACUUUAGUUUCUCUUACUCUGCUUUUUUCUAGUAGUUAAAGUACUACAUGGUUUAAGUUAAAUAAAAAAAAUUCUGUACGCA
This is a messenger RNA of Marmota monax (woodchuck), 18556 nucleotides long. It is a transcript of the gene Igf1r, whose product is annotated as insulin like growth factor 1 receptor. The record is from RefSeq and is a predicted model, not a curated record. Bases 7806 to 11282 code for a protein of 1158 amino acids. Gene Ontology annotation, cellular component: insulin receptor complex; membrane; axon. Gene Ontology annotation, molecular function: ATP binding; insulin receptor substrate binding; phosphatidylinositol 3-kinase binding. Gene Ontology annotation, biological process: regulation of JNK cascade; positive regulation of MAPK cascade; protein autophosphorylation. NCBI's taxonomy places the organism in Eukaryota, Metazoa, Chordata, Mammalia, Rodentia, Sciuridae. The transcript has 20 exons.